Trifolium pratense (red clover) is the source of this 1742-nucleotide messenger RNA. Its product is annotated as glucan endo-1,3-beta-glucosidase 7-like. Gene Ontology annotation, molecular function: hydrolase activity, hydrolyzing O-glycosyl compounds. The record is from RefSeq and is a predicted model, not a curated record. The transcript has 5 exons. Lineage: Eukaryota; Viridiplantae; Streptophyta; Magnoliopsida; Fabales; Fabaceae. Gene Ontology annotation, biological process: carbohydrate metabolic process. The coding region runs from base 48 to 1493 and encodes 481 amino acids. Gene Ontology annotation, cellular component: plasma membrane.
UUCCCCCUUUUGUUUCACAAGUGCAGUUUCAAAGUCCCAACGUUAACAUGACAACAAUUUUUGCUUCUGUCUCCGUGUUUCUUGUACUCUUCUUUCUCACAUUCAACCUUGCAAAUUCUGAUCCAUUCUUAGGAGUAAACUAUGGACAACUCGCCGACAACCUUCCACCACCAUCCGCCACCGCAAAAUUACUCCAAACCACCGCAUUCGAAAAAGUCCGAUUAUACGGAACCGAUCCCGCCAUAAUCAAAGCACUAGCAAACACCGGAAUCGGAAUCGUAAUCGGAGCCGCAAACGGCGACAUUCCAUCACUAGCUUCCGAUCCCAAUUUCGCCAAAACCUGGAUUAACACCAACGUCAUCCCUUUCUAUCCCGCCAGCAACAUCAUCCUCAUCACCGUCGGAAACGAAGUCAUAACUUCAAAUGACACGAAUCUUAUUAACGGAAUGUUACCGGCGAUUCAGAACGUGCAAAAAGCACUUGAUGAAGCUUCUCUUGGUGGUAAAAUUAGGGUUUCUACGGUUCAUACUAUGUCGGUUUUGUCGAAUUCUGAACCUCCUUCUGCUGGAAGUUUUCAUGAUGAAUAUAGUGCCGUUUUGAAGGGUUUGUUGUCGUUUAAUAAAGAUACUGGUUCUCCUUUUGCUAUUAACCCUUAUCCUUAUUUUGCUUACAAAAGUGAUCCUGGAAGAGCUGAUAAUUUGGCUUUUUGUCUCUUUCAACCUAAUGCCGGCCGAGUUGACGCCAACACCAAACUCAAUUACAUGAAUAUGUUUGAUGCUCAGGUGGAUGCUGUUCGAUCUGCAUUAGAUUCUUUGGGUUUUAAGGAUGUUGAGAUUAUGGUCGCAGAGACCGGGUGGCCCUACAAAGGAGAUAAUGACGAGGCUGGACCGAGUAUUGAGAAUGCAAAGGCGUACAACGGUAAUCUGAUUAAGCACCUACGAUCCAAGGUUGGGACACCACUGAUGCCAGGGAAAUCAGUGGACACAUACAUCUUUGCUUUAUAUGAUGAAGACUUGAAGCCUGGAGCUGGUUCUGAGAAAGCCUUUGGGCUUUACAACCCUGAUCAAUCGAUGAUCUAUGACGCAGGUCUCUCUAAGCAACAAAGUACUACUCCUACCAGUAGCCCUGUAGCCGCCCCGAUUAAUGCGGAUGUGUCAAAAUCUCCUUUGAAUUCGACUCCAAAAGUUCCAAGUCCAACAACACCGUAUAAUAGUAACAUAGCAUGGUGUGUGCCAAAAGCAGGAUUAACUGAUGUGCAACUACAAGCAAAUUUGGAUUAUGCUUGUGGGCAGGGGAUUGAUUGUAGCUUAAUUCAACCAGGUGGAGCUUGUUUCGAACCUAACACAUUAGCAAACCAUGCUGCAUAUGCCAUGAAUCUCUUUUAUCACACUGUUGGGCAAAAUCCAUUAACUUGUGAUUUCUCACAGACAGCUACACUAACAUCAACUAACCCAAGUUAUAAUAGUUGUAUUUAUACUGGAGGGAAUGCAUAACCUAAAAAACAAGAAAGUAGAUAAAGGAUGAUGCUAUUUUUAAUUUUGUUGUUGUUUUAGUUAUUAUUUUUUAAUAAUCGUUAAAAAAAUGUUUUGGUCUUAAGAGUGCUUUGAAAUAAAAGAAUGGUGUCUGUACAGAGGAGAAUCUCCCUCUAUUUGUGUUGUUAAAUGUCUCUAUUAGAGUCAAGCUGUUGCAUUUUUUGUGAUGUGUUUACUAUGAAGAGUUGAGUCAUCAUAUGCUAAUCUGUU